AUGCCCUCCUUUUGCCUGCGUUGCUUGCUUUGGUCACCGCAAUACACCAUUAUCGUCAUGCCCGGUCGGCCACAAGUCAAAUGGAGAGCACACAUAGUAGGACGAAGUAAUAGUAGCAACACAAUCACUGCCCCAAUCACAAAUUCAUCGGAUUCCAGAACUGGCAUGCAGGAAUCAGAUACAAGGUUAAGGCAUUUUCCAAGGCCAUCAUACUGCUGCCUGGGAGCGACCGGUGGACGUUUGGUCUUUAGGCUCCGCUUCGCUUGUCAUGGCUAA
This is a messenger RNA of Colletotrichum costaricense, 276 nucleotides long. RefSeq lists its product as uncharacterized. NCBI's taxonomy places the organism in Eukaryota, Fungi, Ascomycota, Sordariomycetes, Glomerellales, Glomerellaceae. The transcript has 2 exons. The record is from RefSeq and is a predicted model, not a curated record. Bases 1 to 276 code for a protein of 91 amino acids.